Sander lucioperca (pikeperch) is the source of this 2903-nucleotide messenger RNA. Its product is annotated as versican core protein-like. Bases 1 to 2016 code for a protein of 671 amino acids. The transcript is spliced from 13 exons. The record is from RefSeq and is a predicted model, not a curated record. Gene Ontology annotation, molecular function: hyaluronic acid binding; calcium ion binding. Gene Ontology annotation, biological process: cell adhesion. NCBI's taxonomy places the organism in Eukaryota, Metazoa, Chordata, Actinopteri, Perciformes, Percidae.
AUGACUCAAUGCUUCUCUGGUCUCCUCUCUUUUUCAGAGUCCGACUGUCCAGACGAGUCCAGCCUUGUAAAGGAGAGAUCCUCCAACACAUUAUCGAUCAUUAGACCAGUCACUGGGUCCCUCUCAGGGAAGGUAAAUCUUCCCUGCUUCUUCUCCACCAUCCCAACCUCAGCACCAGUGAUCAGUCCCAAUGGAACUGCUAUUUAUAGCAGAGAUUACUUACGAAUCAAAUGGACCAAAAUAGAAGGAGAAGUGGUAUCCACAGUGCUAGUGGCACAAAAUGGAGUCAUCAAAAUAGGCUCCAGCUACAGGAACCGUGUAUCAGUGCCCAGUCACCCUGAGGAUGUGGGUGACGCCUCAUUGACAAUGGUCAAGCUGCGUGCCAGUGAUGCGGGCACUUAUCGGUGUGAGGUCAUGUAUGGAUUUGAGGACACCCAGGAUACAGUAAACCUUGAUGUCAAUGGUGUUGUGUUUCACUACCGGGCAAGCACGAGCAGGUACACUUUGGACUACCAGAAGGCUGUCCAAGCUUGCCAAAACAUUGGAGCAACCAUUGCUACAUAUGACCAACUGAAAGCAGCCUAUGAAGAUGGCUUCGAUCAAUGUGAUGCCGGCUGGAUUGCUGACCAGACAGUGAGAUACCCAAUUACAAAGCCAAGGAAGGGCUGCUUUGGCAACCUACAGACUAAACCUGGUGUUAGGUCAUAUGGGACCAGGAAACCCACGGACACCUAUGAUGUAUACUGUUACGUAGACAAACUUGAUGGUGAAGUGUACUAUGCUCCUGUGACCCAUAAAAUGACUUUUGAGGAGGCCAGUGCAGAGUGUAAGAAGAGGAAUGCUCUCCUGGCAACCCCUGGCCAGCUUCAUGCUGCCUGGCGACAUGGUCUGGACAGAUGUGACUAUGGCUGGCUCUCUGACGGCAGUGCACGACACCCUGUUGCAGAACCCAGAGUGCAGUGUGGGGGAGGUCUGCUCGGCGUCAGGACCAUGUACCGCUACAGAAACCAGACCGGCUUCCCGGAACCAACUAUGAAACUCGGAGCUUACUGUUUCAAAGGACUUUACUCAUGUACAGACAAUAUUUGUCUGAAUGGAGGAUCUUGCUACAAGAGUGGCAGCAUCUAUACAUGUAGCUGUGCUCCUGGUUACAGUGGUGAUCGCUGUGAAACAGAUACAGAUGAGUGCCAGUCAAACCCUUGCCGCAAUGGAGGUACAUGUGUCGAUGGGCUGGCUUCCUUCACAUGUGUGUGCCUCCCAAGCUACUCUGGGCUGUAUUGUGAGGAGGAUACAGAAACAUGUGACUAUGGCUGGCACAAGUUUCAGGGCCACUGCUACAAGUACUUCCCCCACAGAAGAAACUGGGACACAGCAGAGAGAGAGUGUCGCAUGCAGGGGGCUCAUCUCACUAGCAUCCUCUCCCACGAGGAGCAACAGUUUGUCAACCGUCUUGGACAGGACUACCAGUGGAUUGGCCUGACUGAUAAGAUGUUUGACAGUGACUUCCGCUGGACUGACGGCAGGCCUUUGCAAUAUGAGAACUGGAGGCCCAACCAGCCUGACAGCUUCUUCUCUUCUGGCGAGGAUUGUGUCGUGAUGAUAUGGCAUGAGGACGGCCAGUGGAACGAUGUUCCUUGCAACUAUCACCUCACCUUCACUUGCAAAAAGGGCACAGUGGCCUGUAACCAGCCCCCUCUGGUGGAGAAUGCACGUACCUUUGGUAAGAAGCGUGAGAGGUAUGAGAUCAACUCGCUGGUAAGGUACCAGUGCAGGGCAGGCUUUAUUCAGAGGCACGUCCCAACUAUCCGUUGUCGUGGGGAUGGACUAUGGGAUAGCCCUAAAAUCUCCUGCAUGAACCCAUCGAGCUAUCAGAGGACCUUUAUCAGAAGACAUCAACACAAUAGUCUCUACAGCAUUAACAACUUCAAGAGAUGGCCGGACGAGGCCUACCACGUUCAGCAUCAGCGCUACCGGGGAAGAAGAGACAGGACCGAACAUAAGCGGAAGAGAAAGUAGAGGCCAUGUAACAUGGCAAAGCUUCCCCGAGACGAGAACAUGUGGCUGAUGCUUGUGUUGAAAGAGGAAAAGGAUUCCCCAAGAAGAAAAAGCACAAGAGAAAACUCCUCAAAGAAACCAAGAGGAUAACCUGCAGUUUUCUUGCAUUUUGAAUGACAAUGGAAUCUUAUGAAGUGCCUUUUAAAAAGAUGUUGAUACAUGACUUUUUUUAUCAAGGGGCACUGAUUUAUGACAAUGCCAAUGUGGAUAAAAUACUUUCAGCUGGCUACUGGAAAAAGCAAAAAAUACACUCAUCAAUUUUUUAAAACUGUGGACGUUUUUUCUUUGUCCUUAGCUUAUCAAAUAAUACAAUCACGACUGUCUAAAACCUUUGUACACACUGCUAUUUAAAAUCACCAUAAGUGUUCCUUAUUCAUAGAAAAAAGCUGUUGUGAAAUAAUAUCGCUUAUGUUAUGUAAAGGAAUUCAUUAUGUUGUUGUGCUGUUUUAAGCUGGACUUCAUUUCAAUGAGCAUGCAUAUUAAUAUAUAUUGAAGUCUUCAAAUGUUUAACUAUGUUUAUUCUAUUUCAAGACAUCCAAGUUCACUGAACAGAAAUGGAGUCACCGGUGGCAGUGAUUGAUCAAACAAAGGACUCAUAGUUUAUAUACGUGGAAUAUUAUAUCACAUACUUACAGAACUGUAAACCUUUGAAAAUAAUCUUUUUCCAGUCUUCAAACCUAAUCAGCAUGGUUUAUUAGCUUUGCUAGCAGUAGCUAUUAAGAUUUCUGGAGACCUUUUUGUGGUGGCAGCUUUCAAAGUAGCAAAUUACCACCUUUCAUUAGGUCCCGCCAUUAAUGGAUGUCAACAAUGACUUGUAUAGAUAAAUGUUUAUGGAUACAUUUCUAUAC